CAGAUGAAAAUAUAAAAUUAUUAUAUUAAAUUUGCUAUAAACAAAAGAAAAACAACACACAAAUUAUUAUUCGACAGCGUUUUGAAAAUUCGCAAAUUUUUAUACAGUCAUCCAAUAAAAGCGACCUGCAAUCAUCAACGCCGUAAAACAUAAUACUCACAUAAGUACGUACUCGUACCCAACACGAGUGCACUACAUGCACACAAUAGUACCUGUACCUGGAAAAGCGCUGCAAUUUAAAAAAAUGAUGUUUGAAAACACGUUGAACCGGUGCCGUACGGCGUUUGACAGUUGUUUGAAAAAAUUGAAUUUAGAUGUAAGUACCUUUGACUACAUAUGCCAGUUUCUCGGCGAGUUUAUCGGCACCGCAAUGUUGGUAUUUCUCGGCUGUAUGGGAGGUUCCUAUGAUGACAGCCUCGAACACAGCGUAUUUCAGUCGGCAUUUACUAUUGGCUUAGUAGUGAUGGUGAUCUCACAUUGUUUCGGUUGCAUUUGUGGAGCACAUUUAAAUCCCGCCAUCACAUUGGCCGUUUACAUUUACGAUAUGAUCUCACUAACAAUGGCGGGCGUUUACAUUUUGGGACAACUACUUGGCGCUUUUCUCGGUUACGCUCUGAUGAUUGCACUAAUACCAGACAGUGCCGUGAAGUUGGGCGGUGCCGCACAUGGUGUCUGCGUUGCCACACCACAUCCAGAUAUUACCACAAUGCAAGGAUUUUGGAUUGAAUUCGUCCUCACUGCAAUGCUGAUAUUCACCACCUGUAGUGCGGCGGAUUCACGAAACAUUACAUUUCAAGACUCAUUGUCGAUUCGGUUCGGCUUAACCGUUACCUGCCUUACUCUCGCUGGGGGUCAAUACACUGGUGCUUUGACGAAUCCUUUCAAAGCUGUUGCCUCAUCCGUCUGGACUUCCGAUUACCAGGACCAAUGGGUAUUCUGGGCGGCGCCAAUGCUCAGUUCAGCGGUUAGCGCCACGUUUUACAAAGUGAUUUUCAAACGCGAUAUGGUAGAGCGAGAGUUGAACGAAAAGAGAUGACUAGAAUUGGCAUCUGAAUAAACACAUCUCUCGAAAAAGUUAAAGUGUUAUAAAGUAUUGAAAUAACGGUGGUGAUAAACAUUCGGAGCGGAUCGACAUGCAUACUACACACAUACAAGCCUGCAUCUUCGCGUGUCAUUCAAGCAACGCCUUCACACACAAUUUAAAGUUGUUGAAGGAAUUUGAUUCUACUUCAAUGUGUCAAAUAACAAUCAUAUGCCAAAUGUAUAUAUUUUUUUUCCAUUCACAUCAUUUCAUUUGCUUCAUAAAUUCUAUAUGCCCAUUUUCUCGAUGGUAAUAGUAAAUAAUAAAGGCAUACAAGUUUUUUGUAUAACCUAAUUUUU
Bactrocera oleae (olive fruit fly) is the source of this 1380-nucleotide messenger RNA. The record is from RefSeq and is a predicted model, not a curated record. NCBI's taxonomy places the organism in Eukaryota, Metazoa, Arthropoda, Insecta, Diptera, Tephritidae.